Messenger RNA from Phoenix dactylifera (date palm), 3275 nucleotides. RefSeq names its product phosphatidylinositol-3-phosphatase myotubularin-1. Gene Ontology annotation, biological process: phosphatidylinositol dephosphorylation. Lineage: Eukaryota; Viridiplantae; Streptophyta; Magnoliopsida; Arecales; Arecaceae. The record is from RefSeq and is a predicted model, not a curated record. Gene Ontology annotation, cellular component: cytoplasm. Gene Ontology annotation, molecular function: phosphatidylinositol-3,5-bisphosphate phosphatase activity; phosphatidylinositol-3-phosphate phosphatase activity.
GGUACAAGUACGCGCGUAUCGGCGGCGGCAUUGGGCGUCACGCGAGGAGGAGAAGGCGGCGAACACGCGGGCAUCGAGGCCGCGAAGGAAGGGGAACCGGGGAAAGGGCAGUGGGAAGGGAAGGAGACAACGCUUCCGCUACUUUCGUCGGUGGUGCGUGCUCCCUCCUCCUUCUCUCCAUCGCAGGCACAAACGCAUCUCUAUCUCCCUCCCUGCCUCCUUCCCAUCCCUCCCAUGCAUUAUCGAUAAUCUCAACGACGGGAAGAAGAAAGGAUAGAGAAUAAAGCGUAUCAUACCCUCCCUCCGUCCUUCCGGUCGGUCGGUCGUUCGAUCGAGAAGAGAGGAUGACGAUGGAGGGCGUCGGGAGCUGGGACGCCCUCGAGUGGACCAAGAUCGAGCCGGUUUCAGGGUCGGCUUCGCAUGACAUGGCUGAGUUCCUGCUGGAAGUCGAGGAGGUUAUCGUCCAGGGUCAUGGUGUUGUUCUAGUGAAUACAAAUGAGGCAGGUACAUUAUCAGUGACAAAUUUCCGCCUUCUUUUUGUGAGUGAGGUUUCCAGGGACAUAAUUGAACUUGGCACCAUACCGUUGGCAACAAUUGAGAAGUUCAGUAAACAUGUUGUGAAGCUUCCUUCAGCUCCACGCCAGUCUGAUAAGACAUCUUCACGGCGACUUCUCCAAAUUAUUGGUAAAGAUAUGAGAAUUAUCGUAUUCAGUUUUCGACCUAGAACCAAGCAGAGACGUGCAGUGUUUAAUGCUUUGGGGAGAUAUACGAAACCUGCACGGUUGUGGGAUCUUUAUACAUUUAUCUGUGGUCCUUCGAAGUUUGGCAAUGACAACCCAAAACUACGGUUAAUGAACGAGUAUUGUCGGCUUCUUGGGGUGGGGUCUUUCCACGUAUCAAGUAGCACAUUUGAAGAUGUUUUAUUUUCCAUGUCUAACGAUUGGUGGAGAAUUACUACACUAAAUUCUAGCUAUACUCUCUGUGCAACUUAUCCUUUUGCAUUGAUGGUACCGAAGUGCAUCAGUGAUGAAGAAGUACUGCAUGCUUCCACUUUUCGUGCGAGGUGUCGGUUACCUGUAAUUUCAUGGUGUCACCCUGAGACUGGAGCUGUUCUUGCUCGGUCAUCUCAGCCAUUAGUUGGUCUCAUGAUGAAUCUGAGGAGCAAUGCAGAUGAGAAGCUCGUUGCUGCAUUUUGCACGCAAACUGCUGAUGGGAAGGGGCCUCGAAGGAAGCUCUAUAUUGCUGAUGCAAGGCCUAGAAAGAAUGCAUUAGCUAAUGGGGCAAUGGGAGGUGGCUCAGAAUCAUCUUCCAACUACUCCCAAUCUGAGGUCGUCUUUUUUGGAAUUGAUAACAUCCAUGCCAUGAGAGAGAGCCUUGCUCGCCUUAGAGACUAUGUGGACACUUAUGGUGCGACUUCAUCAGAUGGAAUGUCAUCCUUUCUGAGAAAUGGUGGAUGGACCUGGGGUGGAGGUAACUUAAGCAGUAUGUCAGCUUCUGUUUCAACUCUUGGAGACAGUGGCUGGUUAAUCCAUGUUCAGAGUGUCCUGGCUGGUUCUGCUUGGAUUGCUGCACGUGUUGCUCUAGAAUCAGCUUCAGUUCUCGUACAUUGCAGUGAUGGAUGGGAUAGAACAACCCAAUUGGUCUCACUUGCUAGUUUAUUGCUUGAUCCAUACUAUCGAACAUUCAAGGGAUUUCAGGCUCUUGUGGAAAAAGAUUGGCUUGCAUUCGGGCAUCCCUUUUCAGACCGCAUGGGAAUUCCAACAAUCUCUGGAAACAGUACCACACCUUUAGAACUAUCCAGGCAAGUGUCUGGUGGGAAUAUAUCAGCAUCAUCAAUACGGAUCCCCUCAGGAUCAGGAUCCUUAGCCAGUAGUUCAUCACAUGCACAAAACAAUUGCUCGCCAAUAUUCCUACAGUGGGUUGAUUGUGUUGCACAGUUGCUCCGGAUGUAUCCUUGUGCGUUUGAGUUUUCUUCGGCUUUCCUAGUUGAUUUUCUAGAUUGUGUGCUGUCUUGCCGCUUCGGAAACUUCUUAUGCAACAGUGAGAAGGAGAGGCAGCAGUCUGGUGCAACCGAUGCUUGUGGGUGCCUGUGGAUGUACUUUUUCAAUUUGCAUUCUCCUGAGGGUAGCUCUCAUGUCCACUAUAACCUUUUCUAUGACCCGGUGAAACAUGAUGGUCCACUAUUACCUCCGGCAGCAGCAUUAGCGCCAACAAUUUGGCCCCAGUUUCAUUUGCGAUGGGCUUGCCCGAAAGAAGCGGGAGCUGGGGAACUUGAAUCUCAAUUGCGUAUUUUGACUAAAAAAUAUGCUGAUAUGACAAAGGCAAAGGAGACGGGAGAAAUGAGGGCUAAGGAUCUCAAAAUGAGCAUGGAGUCUUUAGCUGCAGAAUUGCAGAAGGAAAAACAGGCCAACAGUUCAGCUUUAGCAAUGGCUAGAAGAGCCGGCAGGGAGAGUCUAGCCAUAAAACGGGCCAUACAGUCGCUUGGAUGUAAGGUCCACUUGUCCAGUAAUGGAAACCAUGCAGCUGAUUUUGGAAGUACACUGCUAGAAACAAGGGAGGUAUUAAAUUCUUUCAGAGGAGAGACUGAUGCUGGCGGGCAACCUGAUGAAAAGGCAGAUUUCUCGGUGACCAUUUCUGCUAUUGAGGACAGCAUGGUUCCUGACCACCCAAUCAACGAGGUAUGCGAGUCCUUGUGUCCUUUCCGCACAAGGGAGGGUUGCAGGUGGCCGGAUGCUGGAUGUGCGCAACUUGGUAGCCAGUUUGUUGGACUGAAGGCAAAUUUCGAUGCAUUCGAUCGGCUUUCAAUUUAUGAUCGCUAUUUUGGAUCGGAGUAGGAUGUCCAGAAUGUCAGGUUCUCCAUUCCGCCUAGGAAUUUAUUGCAUGCAGUGGACGCUAGAAGCGUCAUCGGUACAUAUUCAUGCACAUAAUAUUUGAUCAAAGAAGUUACUAGUGACGUUGUAGCACCUCAAUUUGUGGGUCGGAUUUUAGGUGGAGCCACAGAUUAUGGUUUGCAGAUAGGCAAGCUUGAAGCAGAAGUACCCAUUAGAAGGUUCAAUUACGUGCAUAGAAGGCCAUCUGGGGAGCAUGACAAGAUGUUCUCAUGCGCUGGAACCUGGAAGUAUCGUCAGCUUCUUUUUUUUUUUGACACAUAUGGGGGUCGUUGGUCGGUUUUGAUUGUACAUACUAUUGUAUUUUUUUUUUCAAGCCGAUGUAUAAACUCUGCAUGGCUAAUAGAUCAAUGUUGAAUGAAAAUCGACUUGGGUUGAGAACCGAAC